AUGACCGCACCUGGACUCUACUACCAGUAUGAAGGAAUUACUGGAGCAGGAUACUACAGCGAAGUCAUGAUCGGUUGUCGUCAGGUCACCAAGCAAGCCUCGCAGCUUUGUCUUGACGCCAUCGACGCCGUUCCAUUCUCUGGUAAUGGCUGCUUUUUGCUUGUGGACUUCGCCACUGCUGAUGGAGGCAACUCAAUGGAACUUAUUAAAUUCCUCAUUGACGCACUGAGGAAGAAGCACGGGCACAAGUUUGACAUUCAAGUAAUCCAUGAAGAUCAACCAUCAAACGACUGGACAUCGUUUUUCAAACGUGUGCAAGGUAUGAUUUCUGAGCCGGAAAGCUAUCUCGUAGCGCAUCCAGACGUGCAGGUAUUCGCCUGCGGAACGUCCUUCUACGAGAAGUGCUUUUCCAACAACUCCGUACAUUUCGCCUUCUCUGCCGCCGGAAUGGAUAUCCUGUCGAAGCAGUGA
This is a messenger RNA of Priapulus caudatus, 471 nucleotides long. RefSeq lists its product as uncharacterized. Gene Ontology annotation, biological process: methylation. The transcript is spliced from 4 exons. The record is from RefSeq and is a predicted model, not a curated record. Bases 1 to 471 code for a protein of 156 amino acids. Gene Ontology annotation, molecular function: S-adenosylmethionine-dependent methyltransferase activity. NCBI's taxonomy places the organism in Eukaryota, Metazoa, Priapulida, Priapulimorpha, Priapulimorphida, Priapulidae.